Sphaerodactylus townsendi is the source of this 3897-nucleotide messenger RNA. It is a transcript of the gene MYB, whose product is annotated as MYB proto-oncogene, transcription factor. The transcript has 16 exons. Bases 332 to 2611 code for a protein of 759 amino acids. Gene Ontology annotation, cellular component: nucleus. Gene Ontology annotation, molecular function: RNA polymerase II cis-regulatory region sequence-specific DNA binding; DNA-binding transcription factor activity, RNA polymerase II-specific. Gene Ontology annotation, biological process: regulation of DNA-templated transcription. NCBI's taxonomy places the organism in Eukaryota, Metazoa, Chordata, Lepidosauria, Squamata, Sphaerodactylidae. The record is from RefSeq and is a predicted model, not a curated record.
AGGAUGGGCUGGGAGCUACUUCGCCGUGCCAGCAGACCCGCGGCCAGCAGCUGCAGAGGCUGGAGGAGCGCCUGCGCACUGCAGGGGCGCCAGAUUUGGCGGGAGGGGGAGUGUCCAAAAAAGCCCUUUGUUUGAUGGCAUCUGUUUACAGAGUUUACUCUUUCAUCUCAACCUGUUUCCUCCUCCCCUCUCCUGCUCCUGAGAACUUUACGGCGGAGCAGCUCUUCUUAAGAGGCAAGAAACGCCAAGCACCUCUUGCAGCGGCAUAAAGCCCUCUCCUCCCCCGCCCGCCCACCCAGUUUUCGCCUUUCCCCCAGUGACUAAUGCAAGGAUGGCAAGGAGACCUAGGCACAGCAUCUACAGUAGUGAUGAGGAGGAUGAAGAUCUCGAGGUUUACGAUCAUGACUAUGAUGGUCUGUUGGCCAAGGGUGGAAAACGUCAUUUAGGAAAAACCAGGUGGACCCGGGAAGAGGAUGAGAAGCUAAAGCAACUUGUGGAGCAGAAUGGCACAGAAGAUUGGAAAGUUAUUGCCAAUUUCCUUCCUAAUCGGACAGAUGUGCAGUGUCAGCAUCGGUGGCAAAAAGUGCUAAAUCCAGAACUUAUCAAGGGCCCAUGGACAAAAGAAGAAGAUCAACGGGUGAUAGAGCUCGUGCAGAAAUAUGGCCCCAAGCGCUGGUCUGUCAUCGCCAAACAUUUGAAAGGAAGGAUCGGGAAACAAUGCAGGGAGCGGUGGCAUAACCACUUGAAUCCAGAAGUUAAAAAAACCUCAUGGACUGAAGAAGAAGAUAGAAUAAUUUACCAGGCGCACAAGAGACUGGGAAACAGAUGGGCAGAAAUUGCAAAGUUGCUGCCUGGACGAACUGAUAAUGCUAUCAAGAACCACUGGAAUUCUACAAUGCGUCGAAAGGUUGAACAAGAAGGCUAUCUUCAAGAGUCAUCCAAAGCCAGCCAGUCUUCAGUAGCUGCCAGUUUUCAAAAGAGUAACCAUUUAAUGGGCUAUACCCCCACUCCGCCUUCAGUGCAGCUACCAACAACCACUCAAAACACACCUACCAAUGACUACUCCUAUUAUAUUUCAGAGACGCAAAAUGUCGCUGCUCAGAUCCCAUAUCCAGUAGCACUGCAUGUAAAUAUUGUUAAUGUUCCUCAGCCAGCUGCUGCAGCUAUUCAGAGACACUAUAAUGAUGAAGAUCCUGAGAAAGAAAAGCGAAUAAAGGAAUUAGAGUUGCUACUAAUGUCGACUGAGAAUGAACUGAAAGGGCAGCAGGCAUUACCAACCCAGAACCACUCAUCUGGUUACCCAGGAUGGCACAGCACCUCAGCUGUUGACAAUCCCAGAAGUAGUGGUAACAGUUUACCCAUUUCCUCUUCGGGGGAGCAUCAUCAUUAUACUCCAUCACCACCCAUGGAUGAUGGCAACUUGCCUGAAGAAAGUGCCUCUCCUGCAAGGUGCAUGAUCGUCCACCAGAGUAACUUCUUGGAUAAUGUUAAGAAUCUCUUAGAAUUUGCAGAAACGCUUCAGCUAAUAGAUUCCGAUCCUUCAUCAUGGGGUGAUCUCAGCAGUUUUGAGUUCUCAGAAGAAACAGAUACUUCACCUGGCCGAGUUUCCUCAGGCAAAGCCCCACAGCUUCCGCAAUCAGAGGCCAGUGCAUAUAGGCCCGAAGGACAGCCUCUCUCAAACUGGAGCAAAACUAUGUUGAGUCAGGAGUGCCUUGGCUUGCCAAAGUCCUUGACUGCCUCACAGUGGGCCACAGCUCCGCUGGUCAUUCUUCGAACCAAGAGGCUGCAGGCCAGCCACUUAGCUAGUGGCCAUAAUAAGUCCUUCCUAUUUGCUGAUGCCAGCAGUUCACCACCUAAGCGUUCCCCUGUCAAAAGCCUGCCAUUCUCUCCCUCGCAGUUCUUGAACACCUCAUCCAGCCAAGAAAGUCUAGACUUAACCACUCCUACUCUAACUUCCACUCCGUUUUGUACUCAUAAAGUCACAGUUACAACACCACUUUACAGAGAUCAAGCAUUUAAGGCACAGAAGGAAAAUAACAUAACACCAUCUAUCAAAAGAUCAAUAUUGGAUAGUUCUCCAAGAACACCUACUCCAUUUAAAAAUGCACUUGCAGCUCAAGAAUUCAAAUAUGGACCCUUAAAGAUGCUGCCUCAAACUCCAAGUCAUCUUGUGGACAAUCUGCAGGAUGUUAUCAAACAAGAGUCUGAUGAAUCUGGCAUUGUCUCUGGCCUACAUGAAAAUGGAUCCCCUUUGCUGAAGAAAAUCAAACAGGAGGUGGAGUCUCCGACAUGUAAAGUGGGAAAUUUCUUCUGCUCAAACCAUUGGGAAGGGGAAGGUCUGAACACACAGCUUUUCACAUAUACAUCAACUGUGGAAGAUGUGCCGAAUCUACUUACCAGCUCUGGUUUAAAGAUGCCUCCAUCAGAAGAAGAGGAGAAUGCCCAUAAAUUAUUUGCAUUGCAUAGAAAUAGAUCAUCAGGUAGCCCACUUCAGCAUUUUAGCAAUGCGUGGGAUUCAGCAUCUUGUGGAAAGUCAGAGGACCAGCUGACCUUCUCUGAUCCGGGGCGCAAAUACAUGAAUGCAUUCUCAACUCGAACUUUGGUCAUGUAAAUGGUCUUCCAGCUAGCAUUAUGUUUUCUUUUCAAAACACUUCCAGUUGAUUUAGGAUUUACCAUUCCCGUGUUAAAAAACCCCCUUUUUUUGUGAAUGGGAGAAAAGCCUUUUAUUGUUAUUGUUGUGGUGGUACAACAUUUGGGAGCAGCACAAAGUGCAUAUAGUCACAAAAGCAUAUAUCUAUUCAAGUUGGAUUUCACCCAACUUUAAAAAAGCCCUCUGUUUAUUAAUGAAGCUUGCCUAUGUUGUUAGGUAUUUGGUUUGAUGCAAUUAAUCAUAUGAAUGCAGCUUUAAAAAAACAAUAAUUUUUCAAAUGAUUUUUAAAAAUAUUGGAGAUCAAAUGCACCAGUAUUAAUUUAGUAUGGAGUUUCCAUACCAGUGAAAAGGUUUUGUAAAAAAAAUAAAAAAAAAUUUUUAUUUCUUUUAAGAGCUGGCACUUAUCAAGAGUUUAUUUUAAAUCAUCAAAUGAAUAUCUUGGCAUAAAAUUCUGCAAGAAAAGCAUUAGCAAUGCUCAUUUAAGAGAGGGGGUCAUAUCAAGAUGGCGGACACUCGCACGCCUGUGCCGUUUGAAGUACGGUUCCACUCAUUAGAGCUCUAGACUUGUUUAUACAUGUGUGUUCUGUGGACUUUUUCUUUAAAAAAUAGCUUGCUUUUAAAAAUUAUUACUGUAUGAAACAUAGUUUAUGAGAACAAAUUAUAUUUUUAUUCAAUAAUUUAAUUUUGUAAAUGCCAAAUGGAUACUGUGGGUUUGUUUUGUUCUGCUGCUACAGUCUUAUAGCAUGUAGAUGGGCUACUCUUCAGAAAAGGGCCAUCGAGGGGUACAAGAAAAAGAAAAACCUGGGGGCUAACUAACUUGACUAUGCACUAGCAUUUCUGAAAAAUGAUUUCAUUUCCUCACUUUUACAAGCAAUACUUUUGAAACACUGUUUUUUUGGGAGAUUUUAUGUACACGUCUGUAUGUAUUCUGACAGUUUUGCAAUAACAAAAGAUUGUAACUUCCAAACAGUUGGGAGAACAGAACUUGGCUUAUGUCUUCUGCUAUUGUCUACUGUUCAGUCUUCAUAUUUGGAUUCCAUGCGCAAAAUCCAUGUUUUUUUAAAAAAAGUGGUCUUUUGGACUGCCGUCUCCAACCUUCACCAAUUCUAAGGGAAGGUCGCUUCCUAUUCUCACUCUGCUGCCUUAAUGAAUAGAAUUAGGUGCAGCCCUGGUCUGCACCUAACUUUUUUUAUAAUACACUGUACUGCCUUGUAGAUAAAUAAAGUGUGUCAUUUUGUAAAAAAUUA